AUGCGUCUCAACGCCGCAUCUCUUUUGAGCUUCCUCGCUCUGUCUCAGGCCAUCGAGGCUAGCCCUCUUCGCCUGAUCAAAAGACAAGACAUUUCCUCGUCGAGUGAAGCGUCUGCUACUGGUGUAGAGAACCUUCAUCGAGGAGACCACGGGAAUGGCGAUGAUCAGGGUGCGGAUGACGAUUCAGAUACCGCCCCUGCCCUCAUCGACCCUGACGCCGUCGCGCCAACGGGGUCCGAUGAAGCCACGCUUACCAGCACAGAUGCGCAAGCUACUGCUUCUGGAGAGCCUACGGAGCCUGCGGAUGAGCCCAUCUCAUCCUCAGCUGGCGCAGUCAUCCCUAGCGACAUUUUCGGCGAACCUCUGCCUACUGACAUUGUUGAAGAGCCUCUUCCCACCACAGCCGAGGAUGAUGUGACCACGUCGGAUGUCACAAACUCCAACGAAAGCACGCAGACAGCCGAUGAAUCGUCCGCAACGGAUGCCCCAGCUCAGGAUGUGCGUGUUACCUCGGGUGAGGGAGCCACUGCUACCGAGACAGGCUCUGGAGUCGAGGAGACGGAGGCCAGCACCGGAAGCGACGAGCCUACUAUUUCCACUGAGCUCUCGGAAGAAACGGGUACUGCCACCGAUGUUGAGGCAUCCCAAGCCCCCACUGCUUCCGCCUCUGAGUCUACCGAGGCCCCUGAGGACGUCGCCACGGUUUCCGAGACCGAUUCUCCCACCGAGACCUCCAACACCACCGACGAGCCGUCUACUAUCGUGGAUCCUUCCGAGACUAUUUCCACAGUCGAAGCUACCGCGACCGAAGACCCUGCUUCCACCAUUACCGAAGAUCCUACCGCUACCGCCGUGGAAUCAGAUUCGGAGACCCAAACCCAAGAUAUUAGCACCGAGCCAGCUGACGAUGAAUCUACCGGUCCUGUCCCCACAGAGACUGCGACUGAGUCGUCUUCUGCUGCUGCCGAGCCUGCCGACCUCUUCACGUCCGAGAUCAUUCCCACUGGUACCGUAAACCUCGAGGUUCCUACCAUUGAAACCGCCUUCCCCACCGCGACCACCGUGGUCUCCGAUGAGAUUUUGGCGGAGAACGAGGAGAAGGCAAAGAACUUGAACGAGAUCUAUGCUGGCAUCAAGCCCGACUCGUCUUGCACCGCGAACCAAAUCGCUUGCAUUGAGGGCAACCUGGGCAUUUGCGGCGAGGCCGGUGCCUUCCAGAUCAGCGCCUGCCAAGCCGGCACCCGUUGCCUCGCCCUUCCCAUGACCAACACCGAGGGCGUCAAGGUCGGUUGCUUCGAAGAUCCCCUCGCUGGCGACCUGCCCGAAACCUCGAGUGCCGGAGAAGUCACCGUUUCCGUGACCGUCCAACCCACUAUUACUGUCACCGCAAUCGUCACUGCCCCGGCGGCCCCGGCUCCUCUCUUCCCCACCGACGGGCUCCAGUUCUCGUCCUUCAUCUCCACCGUCCUGAUCCCCGCCCCUUCGUCCGUGGUAGAAGAGCCCGUCCCCGAAGAGCCCACCGAGGCUCCCGAACCCACUGAGGUUCCCGAACCCACUGAGGCUCCCGAGCCCACUCCCGCGCCCGAGGCUCCUCUGCCGUCCGAUAUCCUCGAUGUCAUCGACAUCCCCCUGAGCAUCCCCAUCGACCUCGGCUUUCUGAGCCCUGGAAACCAGGAGGCUGAGGGUGUGGAGGGCGCUGCUACUCCCACCACCGUCUUCAUCACCGUCACUGUUCGCGAACAGGAGACCGAGACGGUUACGGCCACGGCCACCGUCACUCGAGACUAG
Molecule: messenger RNA, 1788 nt
Organism: Parascedosporium putredinis
Lineage: Eukaryota; Fungi; Ascomycota; Sordariomycetes; Microascales; Microascaceae
Source: the annotation of a GenBank genome assembly